Messenger RNA from Phaeoacremonium minimum UCRPA7, 984 nucleotides. RefSeq names its product putative arrestin domain-containing protein. Gene Ontology annotation, cellular component: cytoplasm; plasma membrane; cytosol. The transcript is spliced from 3 exons. The coding region runs from base 1 to 984 and encodes 327 amino acids. Gene Ontology annotation, biological process: ubiquitin-dependent endocytosis. Lineage: Eukaryota; Fungi; Ascomycota; Sordariomycetes; Togniniales; Togniniaceae. Gene Ontology annotation, molecular function: protein-macromolecule adaptor activity; ubiquitin protein ligase binding. The record is from RefSeq and is a predicted model, not a curated record.
AUGCCUUCCUUCAACCCUAUAACGAAUAUUACGGGGCGCAAUGCCUUUACUCUGUUCGAAAUUCGGCUAGACAAUGACUUUCUUGUCUUUCGCGGAAACGAACAUGAGUCGUCCGGGCAGAUGCUGAAAGGAACCGUCGUUCUCUGCCUGCCUACGGCACUGAAGGUGGAAGAUGUUCACCUCAGAUUGUUGGGAACCGAGCGGUUAGCCUGGACCGACUCCAAAGUAACUCCCACAGGUAUCUCGAGCCAGAAAGUCGACAAGACCAACACCAUCUUCUCGCACAGAUGGGAGCCGUUCGUAGGCGGCGGUGCUUCCAAGAGUACAACGCUUGCGGCAGGAAACUACGAGUGGCCAUUCGAGCUGCUUCUUCCUGGUGACACCUGUGAGAGCGUGGAGGGCUUGCCCGAGGCGAACAUUAUCUACCACCUAAAAGCAACGGUCGCCCGAGGAAAGUUGGCCUACGAUCUACACACCAAGAAGAGGGUUCGAAUAAUAAGAACGCUGGAGUCGUCUGCGCUUGAGUUCCUACACGCCAUGAGCGUGGAGAACAUCUGGCCAAACAAGGUCGAAUACUCGAUUGUCGUGCCUCAAAAGGCCGUCGUCUUCGGCAGCGAGAUUCCCUUGGAGACCAGGUUUACGCCUCUGUUGAAGGGCCUCGAAAUUGGCGACAUCACCUGUAAACUGGUCGAAGUGCACGAUAUCAUUGUUCAGUCAUUCCAGGGUCAUAGCAUCCGCGAAUACAAGAAGGAGAAGGAGGUGGCGCAAUGGACGGUCGCAAUGAGCCGGGAAGAGCACUGGCAGGACAUGAUUGAAGAUACCGGCCAGGAGGGCUGGGUGAUGAACACGACUUUGGAUCUGCCGAGAAAGCUGGGCAAAUGCAUGCAGGAUGUGAAUGUCCACGGCAUCAAGAUCCGCCACAAAUUGAAGAUGGUGGUGGCACUGAAGAACCCCGACGGCCAUAUCUCCGAGGUAAGCAAUUGA